Bicyclus anynana (squinting bush brown) is the source of this 3958-nucleotide messenger RNA. RefSeq names its product N-acetylneuraminate 9-O-acetyltransferase. The record is from RefSeq and is a predicted model, not a curated record. NCBI's taxonomy places the organism in Eukaryota, Metazoa, Arthropoda, Insecta, Lepidoptera, Nymphalidae. The transcript has 10 exons. Bases 189 to 2585 code for a protein of 798 amino acids.
ACAAAUGUGCGAAAAAAAUAAAAAUGGCAGCGCUUUGUUUUGUUGUGCAAAUACUUUAGAUUUUUAGAUAGCGAUUCUCAGUAUUUACGGGAAAAUGAAUGUUAAUUAUAUUACGAAUCGCUGAUUAGUGAUAAACUCCAUUUUAUAUUCGUUCAAGUAGUUUAUAAAGUAACAAAUUGUGCAUUAAAAUGGGUUCACAUUCCAAGAGAAGUUCCGCAGAGUGGUUUAUCGACCAGUUAAAUGUAUAUAACGCGAAAUUGCUAGCAUUCGCUCUAGUCUUAGGAUUUAUAGGAUAUCACGGAAUACUGCACUUGAGAUAUGGUCCUGAUUCCUGUACAUGGUUGCUUUCAUCUGGACGGUACAAAGGUGAUCAUGAGUGGCAACCUUAUGGCUGUAUGUUACAUAAGUACUCUAAAACAGAUGCAAGAAGAUGUUUGCGUUAUUUGGCAUUUUGGGGUAAAUACAACAGCUUUGCCUUCAUUGGGGACUCAAGGAUAGAACAAUUGUAUGAAUAUUUUAUAGGUGUGAUAAAGACAAGACUGGAUGUAGAUUCCUCCUACUCCACCAUAGACCACCACAUGCCCAACUACACAUAUGUGGACAGUAAACUGAGACUAUCUAUCACCUUCAUAUGGAGUGAGGAUGUGUCAAAGACCAUGGUGGAACAGUUCAGGACAUGGCAAUCUUCAGAAAGACCGCCAUCAGUGAUAGUAGCCAGCGCAGGCUUGCAGCUAGUAAAGAACCGCAACGCCACAGAGCAAGCACUGGAGGAGUACAAGAGGAACCUGACGCAGCUGGUGCAGGCGGUGGACAGGCUGGCUGCGCGCGGCUCGCACGUGCUGUGGAAGACCAUGGAGGCAGUCGACGUGUCCAGGCUACGGGGUGACGUCAAGAUCAACAACGCGGAUAUUGAUGCGUACAAUAGAGCUGCUUUGGAGAUACUGCAACACAGUGCCAUAAAAAUGUGGGAAUCCCCUCGCCUGGCCUCCGCCGCGGCUUCCUCCACCGACGGGCUCAGCAUCAGCCCCACAGCCCUGCGCCACUCGGCGCAGAUCCUGCUCAACAUGUUCUGCAACGACCACAUGAACUUCAACGACGGCACGUGCUGCGCGCUGCCGGAGCCGUGCACUCAGCUGCAGCUGCUCACGUUCGCGCUCUUCCUGCUGUGCGCAGUGCUGGCCACCAUCCGUCGCGUGUGGCGCUGGUCACAGAACAUCAAGCAGCGAAUGGACGGCUACUCUCUGGUCAACCAGGUCAACGAGAAGGUGGUGGAACCCCCCUCCGCUAUGGCAGCCAUCGCUAAACUUGGCAUGAUCAUGGCGUACUUCUACCUGUGUGAUAGGACCAACUUCUUUAUGAAGGAGAAUAAAUAUUAUUCAGAAUGGAGUUUCUGGCUGCCGGUUGGAUAUGUUUUUGCUUUGGGACUGUUCUUUACGGACGAGUCUAGAUCUAGUAGCCACUCCAGAGUAAUGCACCGAGAACAGACCAACGAGUGGAAGGGUUGGAUGCAGCUGGUCAUCCUUGUGUACCAAGUGACCGGGGCCAGCAAGGUCCUGCCCAUAUACAUGCUGGUCCGAGCUCUGGUCUCCUCCUACCUCUUCCUCACUGGAUACGGACACUUCUACUACACCUGGAAGACGGGAGACAUUGGUCUGGUCAGAUACUUCAGGGUUAUAUUCCGACUCAAUUUUCUGACCGUGGUGUUAUGUUUGACCAUGAAUCGACCGUAUCAGUUCUACAGCUUCAUACCGUUGGUGUCUUUCUGGUAUACCCUGUUCUUCGUGAUCUGGGCGCUGCCGCCGCACAUGGCGCAGUCGUCCAGUCACACGGCCGACAGCAAGCCGUACCAGUACCUGUACGUGGCCGCCAAGGUCAUCGGGCUGCUCAUCAUCGUCACCGUGCUGUACAUGAGCGAGGUGUUCUUCCAGAAGAUCUUCGUCACGCGCCCAUGGAAGGCGCUGUUCGUCAACGCCGACGAUGACAUACACCAGUGGUGGCUGGAUUGGAAGCAGGAUCGCUAUUCAAUGGCGUACGGAAUAAUAUUCGCCACGGCGUACCUCCUCGCUCAACGCUACAACCUCCUGGACGACAACAACCACAGCAACCUCUUCACUCCCGGCCUCUCCCUCAGCGCGACCCUCCUAGCCUUCAUGGGGCUCGGCAGUUACGUCACAUUCACCUUCUUCUGCACCAACACUUUCGACUGCAACGAAAUACACAGUUACGUCACAUUUUUGCCUAUAGUCAGUUAUAUUUUGUUAAGAAAUGUUUCAGGUGCAUUGAGAACGCGACAUUCAAGUCUCUUUGCUUGGUUUGGGACGAUAACUUUAGAGUUGUUCGCGAGUCAGUCCCAUAUAUGGCUCGCAGCGGACACUCAUGGGGUACUGGUUUUGAUCCCCGGGGCGCCCAUUUUGAAUUUGAUUCUCACUUCGUAUAUAUUUAUUUUCACCGCGCACGAAAUACAUAAGUUGACGGCUAUAAUAUUGCCCUACGCUGUACCUGAUGAUUGGAAGCUGGUUUUGAGGAAUUUCGCAAUUUUUCUGGCCAUUUUGGUCCCGAUUGGCAUACAUGAUGGCAUGUUUUAGGAUACGUUUAUGUGAUGCUGUGUUUUUGUAUGCUUUUUCAUGAUGUUUCUGGAUGUGACAUUUUUGUCCAUAUACUCAGUUAUAUUUUACCAAGAAAAGUCUCUGGAACGUUGAGAACGCGUCAUUGUAACCUUUUCGUGGUUUGGGAUGUUAACUUUCGAGUACAUUCGCGGUUAUAGUUAACUUGAAACGUGUCUAAAGCAUUUUAAGUGCAUAAUUCCUGUCUUUAUUGCUUUGAACGAACGAUUACAUAAAAAAAGUGAAAUUACGAACCUUCUGGUUAUUUUCGUCCCGAUCGGGAUACAAGAUGUUUAAGAAUACUUUUACAUCAUGCUAUCACACUUGGAUGCGGUUAACAUGAAUAUAUAUAAAUACCUUAAAUAAUCAUCACACUUUUUUAAUUACAUAUUUAUUGGAUGUAAAAAGGACCUUCAGAUUUUUUCAUUUGAUUGUUUUCUUAACGCUUUUAUAUGAAUAUAAUAUGUUUUAAAAUAUUUUUACAUGAUGGAAUAUUUUCGGAGACUAAAACUUUGCCACUUACCUAAGUGCUCACCCUUUUUUAACAUUGUGUUUUAAACUCAUUCCAACUCAACCCCUUAUAGUGUUCCACUUUUGGCACACAGUCCCAAUCUAUACUUAUAAUAAAUCUGUAGAGAGGUCAAUUCUGUACAUGAAAUAUAUUUCCAAAAUAACUAUCAGGGGGUGAUUAGUGAUCGAUACUGAUGCCAAAAAUGCAAUCAGUAAAAUUUUUGUCUGUCUGUCUGUCUGUCUGUCUGUCUGUCUGUCUGUCUGUCUGUAUGUUCUUUAUAGAAACAAAAACUACUGGAUGGAUUUUAACGAAACUUGGUACAAUUAUUCUACAUACUCCUGGGCAGGUUAUAGUAUACUUUUUAUUACGCUACGAUCAAUAGGAGCAGAGCAGUGAAGGGAAAUGUUGAGAAAACGGGAGAUGUUACUCAAUUUUUUAAGCUUCCGUCGAGUGUACAGCUUUAAUGGUUAAAGCUACAUAGAAAUCAUGAAUGACGGAAAUGUUUUCCUUAAAAUUCUCUAUUAAAACAUAACAGCAUAUAUAUGUCUAUCUUUUAUGGUUGACUUACAAUAACACGUGUAACUCCCGAUAGCUUAGCAGUUCGGAGCUUUUUAAUUAUAUUUGUCUACUCUUAUGUUUAUAACACUCAUCACUCAUUCCUAGGUUAAAAAGGUUAACAUUAUUACCUAUUCAAUAAAAAAAGAAUCAUAAAAAUCGGUAAAGAAACACCAAAGUUAUACAAGAAAUACGCUAAGCCAUCGCGCGUGAAUACUUAUUCAUGCUAUAUGGCUUAUUUUUGUGUAACGGUUGCCGCGCUCGAUGCGACUCGCGGGGGGGGAAUAAA